This is a messenger RNA of Nyctereutes procyonoides (raccoon dog), 1922 nucleotides long. RefSeq names its product mab-21 like 3 (gene MAB21L3). Lineage: Eukaryota; Metazoa; Chordata; Mammalia; Carnivora; Canidae. The transcript is spliced from 6 exons. The record is from RefSeq and is a predicted model, not a curated record. The coding region runs from base 90 to 1184 and encodes 364 amino acids.
CGUUCUUGGGAAACCAACCUGCAAGUACUGUCCUCCACUGACGGACAAACCAAGACGUUGCUGCUCCACUGGGGACUGACCAAGAAGUCAUGAAAUCCCCAACUGCAGGAGACUUGGAAGAAUGCCUCCUGAAUAAGGUGGGCUUGAGGCGCCAGCGGAUCUCCCAGAUUGUGGAGGAAGUGCAGAGGGUUGUCCACCAUCUGACCACAGAAAUCAGCCACCAAGACAUUCGAUUCCAGGCCGUGCCUUAUUCUGACACAUACAAUGGGAACAUUAAGGUGUUGGCCCCCAGCCAGUUCCUCGUCACUGUCCCAGUGAAGGGCCUGGCUGGGUACAGGGAGGCCAGGGAGCAGCGCUGGCGGUACUACACCCUGCAGGGCACCAGGCUUUCCUGCCCCUUGCAGGACCCGGAGGGCCUGCAGCAGUGGCUGGAGGUGGAGCAGUUUAUGAAGAGCCUGUGGCAGUGGCACAAGGCAGAUGUGAACAUAGAGGGAGAUAUCGUGCCUGCCAAGGUGCUCCAGGUGUUCCGGAAGCUGGUAGAAAAUGCAAUUGGAACCUGUCAUCUCUCAGGUAAGGUCAGCAUGCUCCCACACCACGCUGCAGCUGCAGUUUGGGUUGCCGUGGAAACGCCCACAUGUCAGGUGGAACUAGAGUUGGUCCCCGCAGUGGAGAUCCCCACGGCCUGGUCUGAGAAAGCUCGGUGGCCUCCCUGUCUGAAGCGCUGGCCUUCCCGACAGAGAGUGGAGUGCAUCAAGUCGUUUGGGUUUGCCCUGUUGGCCUGUUCCAAUUAUCACUGGCAGCUGAGCUUCCUGCAGGCCGAGCAGGUGCUGCUGGAGCAGCUGGAUGAGGACGGGGGUUGCCGCAGGAAGUGUCUUCAGGCCCUGAGGCAGGUGAAGGAGGAUGUCUGGUGUCCGGGAAAGAGGCCUGUCAUCACGUCCCACCAUCUGCAGACGGUGCUUUUUUGGACUUGCGAGAAAUAUCCCCACUUGAAGGACUGGCAGGUCUUCGGCAAAGCCUUCCUGCGCCUGGUGAGGAAGCUGCACAAGUGCGUGAGCCAGCACUUCCUGAAGCACUACUUCGUGCGAAAGAGCAAUCUUUUCCGGUCUGCCAACUGGGGCGAACUGGAUGCCGUGGCCCAGCAGCUGGCCCUCUUCCUGAAGAACCCCCAGAUCAGCCUGCCCUGAAGCUGCCUGCAGCCUGGGAGGCUCUUGGACCCUUGCUCCCGGCUCGACCUCAUCCUUCCCUGUAGGAUCCUGCCCAGGAGAGAAGCAGCAUAUGGCCCAGGGUGCCCUGAGCAGCAGCACUUAAGAGAGGAACACUGUCCCUCAAGAUUUCUGGGCCAGGCCUCUCUGGAGCCAAGCAGGUAUCUCAGCCCUCACGAGCUACCUCCCUCGGGGACAGCUGUCAUCAGGCUUCCCCAAGCCACCAAUUCUGAGUUGAUGACAGCACUGAAUGUAUUACCCCCCACCCCCACCCCAGCUCAGGCCCUGAUCGUCUGCUGCAGAGGGUGGAGACGGCCCGGAGCGGUUCUAGAACAGGCUUACUAGUGUUCCAUUUGUAAAAUGCAACCAUGAGCAUGCUUUUCCCGGAGCAGGGCUGGGAUCUGUUAUUCUUGGUUGGUAGCUGGUGUUUGCCUCCUGGAGCAGCCAACACCACAUAAUUAAUUAAAUGAUGGCAUCUGAUGGGUUGCGUCGGUAUGCCUGGGUUGACCCUGCUGCCCUCCAGCCCUCCCGGACUGUGGCUCCAGGCUUCUGCUUCUGUCUGCUUCCCUGGUGUUCUUGAAGUAGGGAGAGGGUGGUUUCGAUGACCAGUGUGGGUCAAAGAUGAAAGGGCAUCUCCGUUUGCCAGUGGCUCCCCUUUCCUUGUGCUCCGGGGCCAGGUAUUCUUGGAAUGGACUCCGAACAAUGACCUACAUGGAAUGA